GGUCACAAUGGCGUCGACGGUUCCCGAAAACCUAUCCCGAGACCAGUAUGUAUUCCUGGCAAAGCUGGCCGAGCAAGCCGAGCGCUACGAGGAAAUGGUUCAGUUCAUGCAGAAGCUGGUGCUCGGCUCGACCCCGGCCUCGGAGCUCUCCGUGGAAGAACGGAACCUGCUCUCCGUGGCCUACAAGAACGUGAUCGGUUCGCUCCGAGCCGCGUGGCGCAUCGUCUCCUCGAUUGAGCAGAAAGAGGAGGGGCGCAAGAAUGAGGAGCACGUGGUCCUAGUCAAGGACUAUAGAUCCAAGGUCGAGUCCGAACUCUCCGAGGUCUGCGACAGCAUUCUCAGGCUCCUCGAUUCCAAUCUCGUACCUUCCGCCUCGGCCAGCGAGUCCAAGGUCUUCUAUCUGAAGAUGAAGGGGGAUUACCAUCGGUACAUGGCUGAGUUCAAGGUCGAGGAUGAGAGGAAAGCCGCGGCUGAGGAUACUAUGAUCGCGUACAAGGCUGCUCAGGACAUUGCGCUUACGGGUCUUGCUCCAACGCAUCCGAUAAGGUUGGGUUUAGCGCUCAAUUUCUCGGUGUUCUACUUCGAGAUCCUCAAUCUGUCGGAUAAAGCGUGCGGCAUGGCUAAACAGGCAUUUGAGGAGGCCAUUGCCGAGCUAGACACUUUAGGAGAAGAGUCAUACAAGGACAGCACCCUCAUCAUGCAACUUUUAAGGGACAACCUCACUCUUUGGACUUCUGAUGCACAGGACCAGCUAGAUGAGCCAUAGAGUAUUAUAAGCUUGACCGGUCCUAGUCUUCUUCUCGACGAGGUGGGCUUCGAAUGUCAUCCGUGUGCUUGACUAAAAGAGUGCAAUAUAUUGAUGAUUCUGGGCAUCAACCCAUGACGUGAUGUCUUAAUAUUCCCAAAACUGUUCUCUGGAACUGGAUUGGAAAGGGUAGUAUUUGAUAAGAGGACUUGCUAUCCAUCAUGCAAAACUUCAUAUGCCCAUAAUGCGAGCUUGCUCCUUUGUUUUUUUAUUUUUUUUGUGUAAAAAAAAAUGACACAAAAAAAAAAGAACGGAAGCUGAUGAGCAUAGAAAAGACAUUUCAGUUGUGAAAUGAAUAUAUUUCAAAUCGAUUGAUGUUCCUGAUGGACUCCAAUUGUCUAACAAUAUCCUCAAUGAAAGAGGUUGAAGGAUGGCGGUUGGGCGAUGUCCGGCAUAUUUUUGGAGCUGGCUGUGCUGCUGUAUGGCAUAUUCUUCUCGGUACGUACCUUAUGGGUCGAGUGUGAGCCCGAUAACUUUGGUCUCUUUCUUACUGUCGGUAUUUUACUCCAGCGGGCCUUCCAUAGAAACCGAACUGGGGAAACCCUGGGGGCCAACAAUCAUCUUACGAGAGCUGUGCCUAAGUCUUGUAGUAUGGUGCAUUGGAGACCCACGACCCUGAUGAUUUUAGUACGAAACUCUUGUGAUAUAAGCUAUCCUCCCGGGUGCCCUGUUUAUGUAGGCUGCCACAAGUGAUGGGAAAGACGUAUGCAUGAUGGGGUGCUCCAUCAAUACCACCCACCAUACAAAAUUUAGCGUAGUAUGAUUCAACUGAAGCUGGUUUGCGGUUAAAAGCAUCCAAUAGGCCAGCCACUUGCGCAAGGCCAUCCCCAGUUCCAUCCAGACUGAAGUUUAUUUGGACACAACUUGUAAUACCAUCUAUUUGCAAGAACCCUAUAGCAUGUAACUUGCAAACUGUAGG
Molecule: messenger RNA, 1724 nt
Organism: Juglans regia (Persian walnut)
Lineage: Eukaryota; Viridiplantae; Streptophyta; Magnoliopsida; Fagales; Juglandaceae
Product: 14-3-3-like protein GF14 kappa
Exons: 5
Coding region: 8-766 (252 amino acids)
Biological process (GO): signal transduction
Cellular component (GO): cytoplasm
Source: RefSeq, a predicted model, not a curated record